This is a messenger RNA of Mesocestoides corti, 1479 nucleotides long. Lineage: Eukaryota; Metazoa; Platyhelminthes; Cestoda; Cyclophyllidea; Mesocestoididae. The record is from the annotation of a GenBank genome assembly.
AUGCUGCUGCUGUGGCUCGUGCUUCUGGGACGUCUUGUGGCCGGCCAGCUGGAGAGUGGUUUUGGUGUUUUUCCCUUCACCCCGACCGGUCCCGUGGAAUCAGAGCAUGAGACCUUAAACAGCCGCGAAGACGUCUACAACACGGGCCAGGGUUACGGUGAUGACCUGCUCCACGCACUCCAAACCGACCCUCAGGCUGUCACACAGCGAGACAAACUUGUUGGAAUGCUGUUUACUAACUACAAAACCCACGAGAGGCCCACGGAGAAAUUGGACAGGCCAACCGUGGUGGAGGUGAACAUGAAGGUUCUGGCGAUCUUUUCGGUGGAUGUGCGAACAAUGGACUACUACAUUGACGCCUUACUGAGACAAACCUGGACCGAUCCCAGGCUGGCUUGGGAGCACAAGGAAGGCUUUGAAAACUACACGCAGCCCUUAGUCUCACCUACACUCAAGGAGAACCUCUGGCUUCCAGAUCUGUUCUUCCGCAACGGCAAAGACGGAUACCUGCACAAAAUGACACUCCCCAAUUACCUCCUUCGAGUGCAUCCCAAUGGCGACGUGCUCUACAGUCAGAAGAUAACGAUGCGAUUUGCUUGUCAGAUGGAUUUGGCCACGUUUCCCAUGGAUACACAAUAUUGUUUCAUGAACAUCGGCAGUUACGGGUACACCCUGAGUGAGCUCAAAUUUGUCUGGCGUGAAAAGGAACCCGUAGAGGUGCAAAACAACCUCCAGCUCUCCGAAUUCAACACACCGACAAACUUUUCCACGUUUGAUUGCACUGCUCAGUCCUCCACGUCCACGGGGAAUUACACCUGCCUAAUGGCGAAAUUUAGUCUGAAGCGACAACUAGGCAGUUACCUGGUGACAACGUACAUUCCGAACAUCCUCAUCAUCAUGGUUUCGUGGCUGAGUUUCUAUGUUUCCGUGGAUGCGGCGCCAGCCAGAGUGCCACUGGGACUUCUGAGUCUGCUAGGUCUCCUGACACAGGCCUCCUCCAUCACCGGGACGCUUCCACGCGUGUCCUACAUCAAGGCCAUCGACUUGUGGCUAAUCUUUUCCAUAAUAUUUGUCAUAGGCGUCCUUGUGGAAUACGCGAUCGCCAUCACAAUGCUGCGACAGAAGCGGAAAGAAACCUGGCGAGGCGACGUCGAAAAAAUCGUCAAGGAGGAGUUGACCAGGUGGCUUGCGGCCUGCGAACAGGGUCAGCUGGCGAGUAUCAAGGGAGGCAGUGUUGUGGGUGGAGACCAGGCCUUCAUCCAGCAACAAUUGGCCUACUUCAGCGACUUGGACGCCUUCCUUACCAAAUCUGUGAUUGAGGAGACCAGAACAAAGAAGGGCGCAACGGGGAAAAAGAACAGAAUCCCAGUCGCCGUGGAAUCCGAAAUCGACGCCUACAGUCGCUUCCUUUUUCCCACGUGCUACAUUAUGUACAACAUUUUUUACUGGACUUACUACCUAGCGAUUGUGAAAAAGUGA